This is a messenger RNA of Coregonus sp. 'balchen', 17116 nucleotides long. The record is from the annotation of a GenBank genome assembly. Lineage: Eukaryota; Metazoa; Chordata; Actinopteri; Salmoniformes; Salmonidae.
AUGUAUGCCGUGCUGCGAGGCCACGCCCUCACACUCUAUAAGGACAAGAAGGACGGCGUCUCUCACGCCUCUUCCCACUCCCAGUCUGACGACGACCCACAGCCAAUCAGCAUCAAGGCCUGCCUGAUUGACAUCUCCUACAGCGACACGAAACGCAAGAAUGUGCUGCGGCUGACCACGUCGGACUGCGAGUACCUGUUCCAGGCAGAGGGCAGGGAUGACAUGCUGUCCUGGAUCAGAGUCAUCCAGGAGAAUAGUAAUCUGGAUGAUGAGGUGGGUUCUGCUGGGAAAGUCACUGCUGUAAUUUACUGCAUUACUAAUCUCAUCAUAAUCACGUGAUGUCAUUGUAAUGCCUCUUAGAUUUAAUCAUUCUUUGCUGAGCAUAUGUUUUUAUCCAAAGUGAUUCACAUACAGUAGCUAGCAUUUAUACCAAGAUUCGGGUCCCCAGGUCAUAACCUUACCUCAAGGCAGUUGUUUCAAAUGCUAGUGUCCUUUUUUUUGCAGCCUUCACUUGUGAGUAGCCUAGCCUGCAUUGGGGCUUAGGCGACACUUCUUGGAUCUCAUUUACACCAGUCAUUCUCACUGUCCUUGGUCACUAGUAGAAACAAUAGAUUUUGGACAGAGAGACUAAGCCCCCUUUGUUAACCGCUCCUCCCCUUGGGUUUACUGCUAUGAAGAGUUUGUCCCGGUUGCCUUGGUGUUUACCCCACAAAUAAGACUCACACUGUUUUGUUCUGUGUGUAGACUGACUACUACUACUGCCUAAUAAUGUCAAACCAUUUUAACACUAGGGGCAGUUUCCCUGACAUAGAUUAAGCCUAUUCCUGAAAAUGCAUUGAAAAAUGUAUUUUAGUCCAGAACUAGGCUUAAACUGUGUCCGGGAAAUUACCCCUUGAUUCUUUAUGCAUACUGUAUGUAUGAUAUCACUAGGCUACAGAAAAUAUAAAAACAUCCCCUGCUGGACCCUAACAAGAAUGAUUUACUGUUGCUGUUCUAUCACCUCAUCUUGGUUUUAUGUUAACUUGUCUGUUUGCCUUUGAAAUGAGCUAACAGUGCACAUGCUUGUUCAGCUGUUUGCCCCUUCUCAGUUAGCCUUGGGUCUUUGUCUGUGGUCUCAGUCUCCCACAGAGUCUCACUACUGGGGACCAACCCAUGACUUCUAAAUAGCACAAACAGGAUUCAGUGUGGUAAACUACUAAAUCAUAUUCACUUUGAACUCUACAAAAACUGUAGAUAUUUAAUAAGAUUACGUAUACUGGAGAAAUUGUACUAUCGAUUGUGCAGGACUGAUAGAUUCAUAAUAUCAGUGAUAAAUCCUUUAGGUUUGAUUCUUUACAUGGACUGACUUUCUUGUCCAUGUUGUGUUUCAGAAUGCUGGUAUAACCAGCCAGGACCUGAUCAGCAGAAAGAUCAGAGAGUACAACACCAUGAUGAGGUAUGCAGCCUGACACACAUGCCCUCUUUAUUUCACCCACAAUGCAACAUCCUUUUACACUCACUCCUAUGCACAAGCCCUUAAAGUCACAGAGUAUAAUUGAAUGUACUAUAAUAUUUUUGUUUUUGUGUUUGAUCCAGUGCUCCCAGCACCAAGACUGAGCCUUCCCCCAAAACCUCCCGGCAGUCCCUCAGUAUCAGACACACCCUCCUGGGGGGGAAGGGAGAGGGCAAGAGCCCACACUCACCCAAAACAGGAGAGCGGGGUAAGAUCACUACAGAGGGCUUAAAACAAGGGAUUACAAUUACCACCAGUAGACGUGCUGUGUCCUUUACAAAGCUGGAAAGGAGGGAAUAGUGCAGAAGUUGUAGCUAUUCUACACAGUAAAGGUGCACAUUACACCACAACAGUAGACAAUAAAUAUGAUAGCUCUUCGUGUGGAAAUAUGUUAUUGAAAAUGUGUAUCUUUGACUGUCUGCAGAAGCAGCUGUUGACCCUCCAGUAGCUAGUGUGGUUUGAGUGUGUGUAUCUGUAGUGUGGACUGGUCUGACAUGGCUGCUUUGUGUGUGUUCUGUCAGAUGACUCCAGUCCUCCACGGGAUAAGGCUGCCUGGAGGAGGGGCAUCCCCGGCAUCAUGAGGAAGCCCUUUGAGAAGAAGACCACAACUGGGGUCACCUUUGGGGUGCGCCUCGAUGACUGCCCAUCUGCACAGACCAACAGGGUAAGUGAGAGAGUUUGCGUGUGUUUACAUGUGAGAGAGACAUGGUGGAAAUGAUGUUGAAUGAAUUGAGCAUGUGUUUUGUUCUCCUUUGAUGGUCUAAAUGUGUGACGUUUAAGUUCUACUUUGUGUAUAUGAAAGUGGUAUCUGUUUAUUUGUUUCUUGAUUCAUCCAAUAUGUAUAACGCUAAAGGCUGUAUGCUGUGUAGUUUGUUCCUCUCAUCGUGGAGGUGUGCUGUAAGCUGGUAGAGGAGAGGGGGCUAGAGUACACUGGGAUCUACAGAGUACCAGGGAACAACGCUGCCAUCUCCAGCAUGCAGGAGGAGCUGGACAACAAAGGACUGAUGAGUGACAUCGACAUCCAAGAAGAUGUGAGUGACACACACACACACACACACAUCAACCUCUCCUUGUCCCAAUAUGUAAUCCCCACAUGUUUUAAGAUGACCACCAUCAUUCUUGUCCCCAAGAACUCUAAGGCUUCAUGCCACAAUGACUACCGUCCAGUAGCACUCACUUCUGUAAUCAUGAAGUGCUUUGAGAGGCUGGUUAUGGCACACAUUAACUCCACCAUCCCAGACACCCUAGACCCACUCCAAUUUGCAUACAACCCCAACAGAUCCAUAGAUGACGCAAUCUCAAUUGCUCUCCACACUGCCCUCACCCACCUAGAUAAGAGGAAUGAAUACCUACAGUUGUCAGAAGUUUACAUACACUUAGGUUGGAGUCAUUAAAACUCGUUUUUCAACCACUCCACAAAUUUCUUGUUAACAAACUAUAGUUUUGGCAAGUUGGUUAGGACAUCUACUUUGUGCAUGACACAAGUAAUUUUUCCAACAACUAUUUACAGACAGAUUAUUUCACUUAUAAUUCACUGUAUCACAAUUCCAGUGGGUCAGAAGUUUACAUACACUAAGUUGUCUGUGCCUUUAAACAGCUUAGAACAUUUCAGAAAAUGAUGUCAUGACUUUAGAUGCUUCUGAUAGGCUAAUUGACAUCAUUUGAGUCAAUUUGAAGGUGUACCUGUGGAUGUAUUUCAAGGCCUACCUUCAAACUCAGUGCCUAAUUGCUUGACAUCAUGGGAAAAUGAAAAUAAAUCAGCCAAGACCUCAGAAAAAAAAAUGGCAGACCUCCACAAGUCUGGUUCAUCCUUGGGAGCAAUUUCCAAAUGCCUGAAGGUACCACGUUCAUCUCUACAAACAAUAGUACGCAAGUAUAAACACCAUGGGACCACGCAGCCAUCAUACCGCUCAGGAAGGAGACGUGUUCUGUCUCCUAGAGAUGAACAUACUUUGGUGCGAAAAGUGCAAAUCAAUCCCAGAACAACAGCAAAGGACCUUGUGAAGAUGCUGGAGGAAACAGGUACUAAAGUAUCUAUAUCCACAGUAAAACAAGUCCUAUAUUGACAUAACCUGAAUGGCCGCUCAACAAGGAAGAAGCCACUGCUCCAAAACCGCCAUAAAAAAGCCAGACUACGGUUUGCAACUGCACAUGGGGACAAAGAUCAUACUUUUUGGAGAAAUGUCCUCUGGUCUGAUGAAACAAAAAUAUAACUAUUUGGCCAUAAUGACCAUCGUUAUGUUUGGAGGAAAAAGGGGAUAACUUGCAAGCCAAAGAACUCCAUACCAACCGUGACGCACGGGGGUGGCAGCAUCAUGCUGUGAGGGUGCUUUGCUGCAGGAGGGACUGGUGCACAUCACAAAAUAGAUGGCAUCAUGAGGAAGGAAAAUUAUGUGGAUAUAUUGAAGCAAUAUCUCAAGACAUCAGUCAGGAAGUUAAAGCUUGGUCGCAAAUGGUCUUCCAAAUGGACAAUGACCCCAAGCAUACUUCUAAAGUUGAGGCAAAAUGGCUUAAGGACAACAAAGUCAAGGUAUUGGAGUGGCCAUCACAAAGCCCUGACUUCAAUCCUAUAGAACAUUUGUGGGCAGAACUGAAAAAGCGUGUGCGAGCAAGGAGGCCUACAAUCCUGACUCAGUUACACCAGCUCUGUCAGGAGGAAUGGGCCAAAAAUAAAUAAUUCUCUCUAGUAUUAUUCUGACAUUUCACAUUCUUAAAAUAAAGAGGUGAUCCUAACUGACCUAAGACUGGGAAUUUUUACUAGGAUUAAAUGUCAGGAAUUGUGAAAAACUGAGUUUAAAUGUAUUUGGCUAAGGUGUAUGUAAACUUCCGACUUCAACUGUAUGUGAGAAUCCCUCUUGUAGCUCAGUUGGAAGAGCAUGGCGUUUGCAACGCCAGGGUUGUGGGUUCGUUUCCCACGGGGGGGGGGGGGGGGCAGUAUGAAAAAUGUAUGCACUCACUUAACUGUAAGUCGCUCUGGAUAAGAGCGUCUGCUAAAUGACUAAAAUGUAAAUGUAAUGCUGUUCAUUGACUACAGCUCAGUGUUCAACACCAUUGUCCCCUCUAAGCUCUUCACCAAGCUUAGGACUCUUAGGACACCUCCCUCUGCAACUGGAUCCUGGACUUCCUGACGGGCCGACCCCAGGUGGUGAGGGUACAUUAUAGUACAUCACCUCUGCUGCACUGACCCUCAACACAGGGGUGUGCGCUUAGUUCCUUCCUGUACUCCCUGUUCACCCACGUCUGUGUGACCACGCACGACUCCAACACCAUCAAGUUUGCUGACGACACAACGGUGGUAAAUAAAAUAAAAUAAAAUAAAAUAAAUGAGUCAGCCUACAGGGAGGAGGUUAGUGACCUUGCAGUGUGGUGCCAGAACAACAACCUCUCCCUCAACGUCAGUAAAACCAAGGAGCUGAUCGUGGAUUACAGGAAAGGGGGGGGGGAUGGCGGCGAUCAUGCCCACGGCGAUCAUGCCCACAUUGACAGGGCAACAGUGGAGCAGGUCGAGCGCUUCAAGUUCCUUGGUGUCCAAAUCACUAAUGACUUGAAAUGGUCCAAACGCGUGCACAGUCGUGGAGAAGGCGCAACAGCGCCUCUUCCCCCUCAGGAGGUUGAAAAGGUUUGGCAUGGGCCCUCAAAUCCUCAAAAGGUUCUACAGCUGUACCAUUGAGAGCAUUUUGACUGGCCGCAUCACUGUCUGGUAUGGCAACAGCACCGCCCUCGAUCACAUGGCGCUAUAGAGUGUGGUGCGGACAGCCCAGUACCUCACUGGGGCCGAGCUCCCUGCCAUCCAGGACAUCUCUAUCAGGCAGUGUGGUAGGAAGGCCCGGAAAAUCGUUAGACUCCAACCAAGCAAUAAGACUGAUAAAUAGCUAACAUACAGUGAGGGUGCAAAAAAGUAUUUGAUCCCCUGAUGAUUUUGUACAUUUGCCCACUGACAAAGAAAUGAUCAGUCUAUAAUUUUAAUGGUAGGUUUAUUUGAACAGUGAGAGACAGAAUAACAACAAAUAAAUCCAGAAAAACACAUGUAAAAAAUGUUAUGAAUUGAUUUGCAUUUGAAUGAGGGAAAUAAGUAUUUGACCCCUCUGCAAAACAUGACUUAGUACUUGGUGGCAAAACCCUUGUUGGCAAUCACAGAGGUCAGACGUUUCUUGUAGUUGGCCACCAGGUUUGCACACAUCUCAGGGGGGAUUUUGUCCCACUCCUCUUUGCAGAUCUUCUCCAAGUCAUUAAGGUUUCGAGGCUGACGUUUGGCAACUCAAACCUUCAGCUCCCUCCACAGAUUUUCUAUGGGAUUAAGGUCUGGAGACUGGCUAGGCCACUCCAGGACCUUAAUGUGCUUCUUCUUGAGCCACUCCUUUGUUGCCUUGGCCGUGUGUUUUGGGUCAUUGUCAUGCUGGAGGUUCUCACCCAAGAUUUGACGGUACAUGGCCCCAUCCAUUGUCGAUUUGAUGCAGUGAAGUUGUCCUGUCCCCUUAGCAGAAAAACACCCCCAAAGCAUAAUGUUUCCACCUCCAUGUUUGACGGUGGGGAUGGUGUUCUUGGGGUCAUAGGCAGCAUUCCUCCUCCUCCAAACACGGCGAGUUGAGUUGAUGCCAAAGAGCUCCAUUUUGGUCUCAUCUGACCACAACACUUUCACCCAGUUCUCAUCUGAAUCAUUCAGAUGUUCAUUGGCAAACUUCAGACGGGCAUGUAUAUGUGCUUUCUUGAGAAGGGGGACCUUGCGGGCGCUGCAGGAUUUCAGUCCUUCACGGCGUAGUGUGUUACCAAUUGUUUUCUUGGUGACUAUGGUCCCAGCUGCCUUGAGAUCAUUGACAAGAUCCUCCUGUGUAGUUCUGGGCUGAUUCUAAUCAAAUCAAAUCAAAUUUAUUGGUCACAUGCGCCGAAUACAACAGGUGCAGACAUUACAGUGAAAUGCUUACUUACAGCCCUUAACCAACAGUGCAUUUAUUUUUAACAAAAAAAGUAGUUGAGAAAAAAAAGAGCAGAAGUAAAAUAAAAUAACAGUAGGGAGGCUAUAUAUACAGGGGGGUACCGUUGCAGAGUCAAUGUGCGGGGGCACCGGCUAGUUGAGGUAGUUGAGGUAAUAUGUACAUGUGGGUAGAGUUAAAGUGACUAUGCAUAAAUAAUUAACAGAGUAGCAGCAGCGUAAAAAGGAUGGGGUGGGGGGGCAGUGCAAAUAGUCCGGGUAGCCAUGAUUAGCUGUUCAGGAGUCUUAUGGCUUGGGGGUAGAAGCUGUUGAGAAUUCUUUUGGACCUAGACUUGGCACUCCGGUACCACUUGCCGUGCGGUAGCAGAGAGAACAGUCUAUGACUAGGGUGGCUGGAGUCUUUGACAAUUUUGAGGGCCUUCCUCUGACACCGCCUCGUAUAGAGGUCCUGGAUGGCAGGAAGCUUGGCCCCAGUGAUGUACUGGGCCGUACGCACUACCCUCUGUAGUGCCUUGCGGUCGGAGGCCAAGCAGUUGCCAUACCAGGCGGUGAAGCAACCAGUCAGGAUGCUCUCGAUGGUGCAGCUGUAGAAUCUCCUGAGGGGGAAUAGGCUUUGUCGUGCCCUCUUCACGACUGUCUUGGUGUGUUUGGACCAUGAUAGUUCGUUGGUGAUGUGGACACCAAGGAACUUGAAGCUCUCAACCUGUUCCACUACAGCCCCGUCGAUGAGAAUGGGGGCGUGCUCAGUCCUCUUUUUUUUCCUGUAGUCCACAAUCAUCUCCUUUGUCUUGGUCACGUUGAGGGAGAGGUUGUUGUCCUGGCACCACACGGCCAGGUCUCUGACCUCCUCCCUAUAGGCUGUCUCAUCGUUGUCGGUGAUCAGGCCUACCACUGUUGUGUCGUCGGCAAACUUAAUGAUGGUGUUGGAGUCGUGCCUGGCCAUGCAGUCAUGGGUGAACAGAGAGUACAGGAGGGGACUGAGCACGCACCCCUGAGGGGCCCCCGUGUUGAGGAUCAGUGUGGCAGAUGUGUUGUUACCUACCCUUACCACCUGGGGGCGGCCCGUCAGGAAGUCCAGGAUCCAGUUGCAGAGGGAGGUGUUUAGUCCCAGGAUCCUUAGCUUAGUGAUGAGCUUAGAGGGCACUAUGGUGUUGAAUGCUGAGCUGUAGUCAAUGAAUAGCAUUCUCACGUAGGUGUUCCUCUUGUCCAGGUGGGAAAGGGCAGUGUGGAGUGCAAUAGAGAUUGCAUCAUCUGUGGAUCUGUUGGGGCGGUAUGCAAAUUGGAGUGGGUCUAGGGUUUCUGGGAUAAUGCUGUUGAUGUGAGCCAUGACCAGCCUUUCAAAGCACUUCAUGGCUACAGACGUCAGUGCUACGGGUCGGUAGUCAUUUAGGCAGCUUAUCUUAGAGUCCUUGGGCACGGGGACUAUGGUGGUCUGCUUGAAACAUGUUGGUAUUACAGACUCAGUCAGGGACAUGUUGAAAAUGUCAGUGAAGACACUUGCCAGUUGGUCAGCACAUGCUCGGAGUACACGUCCUGGUAAUCCGUCUGGCCCUGCGGCCUUGUGAAUGUUGACCUGCUUAAAAGUCUUACUCACAUCGGCUACGGAGAGCGUGAUCACAUAGUCAUCCGGAACAGCUGGUGCUCUCAUGCAUGCUUCAGUGUUGCUUGCCUCGAAGCGAGCAUAGAAGUGGUUUAGCUCGUCUGGUAGGCUUGUGUCACUGGGCAGCUCGCGGCUGUGCUUCCCUUUGUAGUCUGUAAUAGUUUUCAAGCCCUGCCACAUCCGACGAGCGUCAGAGCCAGUGUAGUACGAUUCAAUCUUAGUCCUGUAUUGACUCUGCCUGUUUGAUGGUUCGUCGUAGGGCAUAGCGGGAUUUCUUAUAAGCGUCCGGGUUAGAGUCCCGUUCCUUGAAAGCGGCAGCUCUACCCUUUAGCUCAGUGCGGAUGUUUCCUGUAAUCCAUGGCUUCUGGUUGGGGUAUGUACGUACGGUCACUGUGGGGACGACAUCAUCGAUGCACUUAUUGAUGAAGCCAGUGACUGAUGUGGUGUACUCCUCAAUGCUGUCUGAAGAAUCCCGGAACAUGUUCCAGUCUGUGCUAGCAAAACAGUCCUGUAUUCCUCACCGUUCUCAUGAUCAUUGCAACUCCACGAGGUGAGAUCUUGCAUGGAGCCCCAGGCCGAGGGAGAUGACAGUUUUGUGUUUCUUCCAUUUCCGAAUAAUCGCACCAACAAGCUGCUUGGUGAUGGUCUUGCAGCCCAUUCCAGCCUUGUGUAUGUCAAUCUUGUCCCUGACAUCCUUGGAGUGCUCUUUGGUCUUGGCCAUGGUGGAGAGUUCGGAAUCUGAUUGAUUGAUUGCUUCUGUGGACAGGUCUUUUAUACAGGUAACAAGCUGAGAUUAGGAGCACUCCCUUUAAGAGUGUGCUCCUAAUCUCAGCUCGUUACCUGUAUAAAAGACACCUGGGAGCCAGAAAUCUUUCUGAUUGAGAGGGGGUCAAAUACUUAUUUCCCUCAUUAAAAUGCAAAUCAAUUCAUAACAUUUUUGACAUGUGUUUUUCUGGAUUUUUUUGUUGUUAUUCUGUCUCUCACUGUUCAAAUAAACGUACCAUUUAAAAUUAUAGACUGAUCAUUUCUUUGUCAGUGGGUAAACGUACAAAGUCAGCAGGGGUCAAAUACUUUUUUCCCUCACUGUACCUACAUGGACUAUCUGAGUUAACCUUGUAUCUUUAUUGACCUUUUAUUUAAAUGUUUUACACUCUGCACACUCACAGGGCCCUUCACACACACACUCACUCCAUCUGCUCACUCACAUAAUAUGCACAUACAUUUAUACUGACUCUUCACACAUGCACACCCACUCACAUGUUUCAUAUAUCCUGUUGCCAAGUCACCUUACCCCUAUACAUAUCUACCUCCAUCACAUUGUAAAUAUGGUAUUGGAACUGACCCUGUAUAUAGAAUGCUUGCAUACUUACUUAUUGUGUUCUUCAUAUUUCUUAUUUGUCGUGUGUUAAAAAUACUUUUUUUACAUUCUUAUUGAUUUAUUGCAUUGUUGGGUUUUGAGUUUGCAAGAAAGGCAUUUCACUGUACUUGUGCAUGUGACAUUAAAACUUGAAACAUAUCUCCCAUACCUCACAAUAAUGUUUUUAAUGCUUUUUCUCACUUGCUUUCCCUGACAGAAAUGGAGGGACCUCAACGUGAUCAGUAGUUUACUGAAAUCCUUCUUCCGGAAACUUCCAGAACCACUUUUUACAAAUGGUGAGUUACUGAACACACAGUAAAUGCAUGCCUAUAAAGAAGAGACAAUUGGUUUAUUUAGUCUUUGCCGUUAAAGGAACUAAGUGAUCCUUGUAUUCUAUUUACAGAAAAAUAUGCCGAUUUUAUUGAAGCCAAUCGAACAGAAGACUCAGUAGAGAGGUUGAAAGAGCUUAAAAGGCUGGUAAGUUACAGCUCAUGCUAUGAGGGCUUAUGUUAGAUCUGUAGGAAUAAGAGCUUUAUGUAGCCUAGCGGUAUGUUUGAAUUGUUGCAUUCGAGCAUUGAAGGUUGGUUCUCUUCUCUUCGCAGAUCCUUGAAUUGCCUGAUCAUCACUAUGAAACCCUCAAAUUUCUCUCUGGACACCUCAAGUUGGUCUCUGAAAACUGUGAGAAAAAUAAGGUAUGUCAGUGUGAGGGAGUAAAUGUUUUUUUUAAUGUAGCCUUUUUAUAGAGAGGCCUUGUAUAUGGACUGGAAAUGACUGGACUGAAGGCCACUCACGUCUCCUCUCUCCCCCCAGAUGGAGCCUCGUAACCUGGCCAUCGUGUUUGGUCCGACGCUGGUCAGAACCUCAGAGGACAACAUGACCAAUAUGGUCAACCACAUGCCAGACCAGUGCAAGAUAGUGGAGAACCUCAUUCAGCAGUACGACUGGUUCUUCACUGAGGAGGGGGACGAUGACCCUGUUGUAUGUAGCAUCUCUCUCUCUUCAUCUCACUACUGCUCCCUCCCCCCCCCCCCCCCCCCCCCCUCCCCACACCUAUCUGAACACACUCAGUCAGACUACUCUCAGCUGGUAAUAACACUGAAUGUUCAGUGUGUGAUGUAGUGGAUGUUUGUUGAUCUUGCAGGUUGGCUAAAGUGUUGUGAGGUGAACAGGAUUGUUCUCUCUGCAUCCCUCUUUGACUUCUCUCCUCUACUUCAACACUAUCUUCCUUCAUCUCCCUCAUUGGAUCUCUCUCUCCUGUAGACCUCAGUGGAACAGGAGAGUACAGUGCGGUCUCAGCCUGUGCCAAACAUCGACCACCUGCUGUCCAACAUCGGCCGUACCACAACAACCACCUCAGCUGCGGAAGUGUCAGGUAACUCACCUUUAGCUCACUGUUACCACACCUGGCGUGGCACUAAUGCAACACUCCUGUUAGUUUUACCAGUAUACUAAUGAGCCUCAGAAAAAGGGACCCAGGAAAUGUGUGUGUAUGUUUAGAGAUGUACCUGUAUGUAUUUGUUAGUCCUAAAGUAAGAGGCUUCUUGUUUGCUUUCCAUCAGAUUAUCAAAUGCUAAAGCUAAGCAAGUCUACUGAAAAGUCUCAUGCUUUUGUAAAGGCAAGCUAUUUUAGCAAUUCUUCAAUGGAAGGAUUUUCGUUUAUCCAAAUUGGAAAUUGCUGAAUAUAGUUUGCAAAUGUUAAGCCUUUUGUUAAGGUCUGUUUAGUUGUCAUUCUUUUUUCAUUUGCCCAAGACAAUUGUCUUUUAAGUUAUAUUAUUUUCCCAGUUCUCUCUUAUGUUUUCUUUUUCCCUUUGCUCAUGUCAUCUCUCCCGGUGCUUUCCUCUUUAUGUUGAGAUGAAGACUCCUUUUCUUUCAGUUAUUUUCUUCCCCUCCUCCCAUAUAAACCCGGCAUGUUCUUUCCCCCAAAACAACAAACAAACAAAACAACAGAGUGGAAGUGUUAACCCUUCUGACCUCUACCCUUGGUUUGUGUGUAGUGUGUUUUUUUCUCCCCUGUCCCUGUCCAGCACUCACACAUUGACCCAAUCUGACACAGGCCAAGUGGGCGGCGUCUAUCACUCGCUGAUGUCACUGGUGGACUCUGUAAUGUCAGUGGUGGACAGCUGGGACUGUAGGAAGAAGGACAAUGAGUGUUGUCCCCAGUGUAGCUGCCUAGUCUGCAGAAACCCUCAGCUCUGUUAACUUGGGGUGAAAAAUGAAGGAGCGAAAAAAAAAGAAAAACAGAAAGAAAGAGACGUCGAUGUUUUGUCAUUUCCUGUCGGUGUGCACGUUUUUCACAUUUCUCUAAAAUGAAAAUACCUUAUAACCUAAUGGAUACAUACAGAGCAGUGCCUGCAGUAGUUUCUUCUGAAAGCCUUUCUGCUGUCUCUUGUCUCUAAAGCUGAUCGCGAGGACAAGUAGCAUGGUACGGUCAAAUCACGGUUUCACUACCGCCUGCUCAUGUGGCAUUACUGUCAUGGUGUCUGGGGGGGGGCUGGGCUGGCUGUUGUGGAACACACUAAAAAUACAUCUAGGAGAGAUCAGAACAUAGUUACAAACACACCCACAUUGACUAGGGGGGUUAGAUGUAUACCGGUGAGAUAGUAAGCAAUGGCUCUGAUUUGCUUUUGCCCCUUUCAGCCCUCCUGUCACAUUUGACUCUCAAUCAUAUAUUUCAGAUGGACAUCAUAGGGUGAAUCUCAAAGGUAUUUUUUGUGUGCAGUCUCCUCAAAACGUUAGAUGGACGCAAGGACCACAUUGGAGGAGAAGGUCUGAGGAGAUCUCUCCUUGCUUCCCUCUGACCUUAUGUGAAAGAGGCGAGGAGAUGACGCAAGGAAUCAGGGAAAGACUUCUGAGAUUCACCCCUAGUCUUAUCAAUUAACUGUUUUCAGAAACACCAACUACAGCCAAACACUGCCACCUAGCUACCUCCUUCUCCCUCACUGCUACAUACUUCUACCACAACACACCAACCAUCCACAUCUAUCAAACACCCACCUUUCCCAUCAAAAACCUUGCGUGGCAUACUGAUAUACAGUACCAGUCAAAAGUUUGGACACACCUACUCAUUCAAGGGUUUUUCUUAAUUGUUUACUAUUUUCUACAUUGUAGAAUAAUAGUGAAGACAUCAAAACUAUGAAAUAACACAUAUGGAAUCAUGUAGUAACCAAAAAAGUGUUAAACAAAUCAAAAUAUAUUUGAGAUUCUUCAAACUAGCCACCCUUUGCCUUGAUGACAGCUUUGCACACUCUUGGCAUUCUCUCAACCAGCUUCAUUAGAAAUGCUUUUCCAACAGUCUUGAAGGAGUUCCCACAUAUGCUGAGCACUUGUUGGUUGCUUUUCCUUCACUCUGCGGUCCAACUCAUCCCAAACCAUCUCAAUUGGGUUGAGGUCGGGUGAUUGUGGAGGCCAGGUCAUCUGAUGCAGCACUCAUCAUUCUCCUUCUUGGUCAAAUAGCCCUUAAACAGCCUGGAGGUGUGUUUUGGGUCAUUGUCCUGUUGAAAAACAAAUGAUAGUCCCUCUUAGCGCAAACCAGAUGGGAUGGCGUAUUGCUGCAGAACGCUAUGGUAGCCAUGCUGGUUAAGUGUGCCUUGAAUUCUAAAUAAAUCACAGACAGUGUCACCAGCAAAGCACCAUCACACCUCCUCCUCCAUGCUUCACGGUGGGAACCAAAACUCUGCGUCUCACAAAGACACAGCGGUUGGAACCAAAAAUCUCACAUUUUGACUCAUCAGACCAAAGGACAGAUUUCCACCAGUCUAAUGUCUAUUGCUCGUGUUUCUUGGCCCAAGCAAGUCUUUCUUCUUAUUGGUGUCCUUUAGUAGUGCUUUCUUUGCAGCAAUUCGACCAUGAAGGCCUGAUUCACGCAGUCUCCUCUGAACAGUUGAUGUUGAGAUGUGUCUGUUACUUGAACUCUGUGAAGCAUUUAUUUGGGCUGCAAUUUCUGAGGCUGGUAACUCUAAUGAACUUCUCCUCUGCAGCAGAGGUAACUCUGGGUCUUCCUUUCCUGUGGCGGUCCUCAUGAGAGCCAGUUUCAUCAUAGCGCUUGAUGAUUUUUGCGACUGCACUUGAAGAAACUUUCAAAGUUCUUGACAUUUUCCGGAUUAACUGACCUUCAUGUCUUAAAGUAAUGAUGGACUGUUGUUUCUCUUUCCUUAUUUGAGCUGUUCUUGCCAUAAUAUGGACUUGGUCUUUUACCAAAUAGGGCUAUCUUCUGUAUACCACCCCUACCUUGUCACAACACAACUGAUUGGCUCAAACGCAUUAAGGAAAUAAAUUCCACAAAUUAACUUUUAACAAGGCACACCUGUUAAUUGAAAUGCAUUCCAGGUGACAACCUCAUGAAGCUGGUUAAGAGAAUGCAAAGAGUGUGCAAAGCUGUCAUCAAGGCAAAAGGUGGCUACUUUGGAGAAUCUCAAAUAUAAAAUAUAUUUUGAUUUGUUGAACACUUUCUUUGGUUACUACAUGAUUCCAUAAGUGUUAUCUCAUAGUUUUGGUAUCUUCACUAUUAUUCUACAAUGUAGAAAAUAGUAAAAAUAAAGAAAAACCCUUGAAUGAGUAGGUGUCCAAACUUUUGACUGGUACUGUACACACUAGAGUUUGGGUCAAUUCCACCUAUAUUCCAAAUGAUUAAGGUAAAUAACAUUUCCUAUAUGGAGAUAUUCCAUGUCCAAUUCGGCUGACAAGAAUUGAAAUGGAAUUGACCCCAACUCGGACACAUAAAACUCGUAAAUCAAGCACACGCACUUCAUGGAAAAUUCCACCCAAAAACUAUAUUUUGGUAUUUGCUUCAUUAGUCCAUUGUUGAUAUAGUCCCAAAAUGUUUUGCAUGUCAGCAAUCAAGUUUUCAAGAUGUAGAAUUUUCAAAAUACAGAAAUAAAGCCGGUAUGAUGCAUUUUGUAUCAUAUGCAAAAUGUAUCAUACCGGCUGUGUAUCUGUAUGAUGCGUCAACAAUGGACUAAUGAAACAAAUACCAAUAGAUCGUUUUUGCUUGGAGUUUUCCAUUAAGCCGUACCCCCACACUAUUCUGGCUUGAUAGUGGUAAUAUUUAUGUUGUAGGGAAUGGUUUCUUUGACAUUUUCUUUGAUAAGGUUUUUGUACGGACCUUGUUUUGUAGUGUUUGUGAUCGUCAGUCAUAUUCAAUUGACCUAACCUAGAAUGUUAGGAUAGAGUUCUAGACAUAUUGCACAACCUGUCCAUUUUACUGUUGCUUUAGCCUGCAUGGGUGAAAGGACAGACUACAACACACAACUAUGUCCCCUUAACAGAGACGUGUUGUCAUCCCUUCCUAUGUGAUUGAUGUCUCUGAGAUGGGAAAGAAUGCCCUGUUGCUGGUGGUUGACUGUGUAUUGUAAUCGUUUGUGACUGACGUCACCUGUGGUCCGUGAUGUGUUGAUGUCGUCCCAUUGGGUACAUCCUGUUAUGAGCAUGAGCUGCUUCCUGUCCUAGUGCACACUGCCAGGUUUCAUCAUCUUCCUCUCAUCCCUCCAUUCCUGGGCGCCUCCUCUUCUCGUCCUCCACUGUCGCGGACAGUGUCUUUCUUCGGUGUGUCCUUCCUUCAUCUCUGUGACCUACAAAUCCCGUUGUUGAAUCUCCUGCCCUCUCACGGUGCAGGUUUCUGUCGGUCUCUUCACUCUACCCUGUGAUCUGCCUACAGUCUGUCUCUCUCUCUCCCUGACUUGAUACUUGUGUUGUUCAGCAGAUUGUAAAUACUUUAAAGAUUGUUUCUCAUGCCCCUCUCCUCUCACAGAUUCAGCAUGUAGUGACUCCUCCAAAUCAAAGGUAAGUGUAACCAAGGUUUCUGUCUCUUUUACCUCCUAUUUUCAUUGUUUUUACCAUUUAGCAGAUGUUCUCAUCCAGAUAGAUAAGCAAUUGACCAUGCAGUUUCAGAGCAGAAUUUGAAUGUUUGUGGUGAAAUUCCUCAUUAAAGAACAUGUUUUAAUGUAAUGUGGCGUCCUGGUGCUCUGUACCAGCAGGGCUUGUGGGGCUCUGGGAACAACCAGUGUAGCAGGGAGAUGCUGUUUGUUAGUUAUAUAGUAGUUAGUGAGUGGUGUGUGACUGACAUCCUUGUGUUUUGUCCCAGCAGGGCUUGUGGGGCUCUGGGAAGGACCAGUGUAGCAGGGAGAUGCUUCGCUCCUCCUUCUUUGUCAGCCGCAAGCGUAAGAAGCCCAAGGACAAGGCUCAGCCCAGCAGCUCUGACGAUGACCUGGACGCCGUGUAUGCUAAGAAGGAGCAGCCAGAACAACAGAGCCUGAGCCACCAGGACCUCCACCCCGCCUGGUCCCCAGAGAGCCAGACGGAGGAGGAGAGGGAGGCCAGCGAGAGAGGGGAACAGCCAGGGGACAGGGUCCAAACCAACGGGAAAGAGUCCCGUUCAGACAGCCUCAUGUCUCAGCCCUCUCCACCCCCCUCUCCCAAACACACCCCCUCCCCCAGCCUCCGUACCACCUCCACACGCUCCCCCUACACCUCCCAAUCCCCCCGCGUCGGCCACCGCAGGCAGGUAGCCCACCAGUCCUCUCUGUCGGACCCCCCCUCCAACUACGAUGAGGUCUCAGACCUGGGCACCAUGAACAGCACCAGCUCCCAGGCAUCUGUGACGGGACCCAGGGUGAGGCAUGGCAGGACGGGGGCCCUGGGACCAGAGACUGGAGCCAGUGGCCUGGGGGCCGAGGUCAGCUCCAUCACCUCAGACUACUCCACCACCUCCUCCAUGACCUUCCUCACCGGGGCCGAGCUGAGCACGCUCAGUCCAGAGGUACGCUCGGUGGCCGAGAGCAGGGGAGGAGAUGACGCUGAUGAUGAGUGUAGUGAGCUGAUUAGUGAGGGCCGGCCCAUGGAGACAGACAGCGAGAGCGACCUAUCGUUGUUUAUUGGGAGUGUGAAGGAGACCCGGCCGGUGAAAGAUAUCUGCCAAUCAGACGUGCCGGACGCGCCCAGGCCCCUUCCCUCCCACAGACUCAUCGAGUGUGAUACUCUCUCCAGGAAGAAGUCUGCAGCGCGUCAGAAGACUGACAGCGAUUCCUCGUUGGACGGAGGGCAGAGCGACAAGGAUUCCAAUAGGCUGUCUCGCGUUCUGGGGGCAGUUAAGGGGCUUUCCACCAGCAGCCUUAGCUCCUCCUCCCGCAGCGAGUCAGAGAAGGGGACUGAGCCUGCAUGGCGUCUCAAGAUCACAGACCGGCUGAAGUUCCGUCUGCGGACGUCUGUAGACGACAUGUUCGGGGUGGGCACUCAGCAGAGCCGCUCUCCAGAGGGACGCAGGGACAAGAAGAAGAACAUCAGACGCCGACACACCAUGGGAGGCCAGAGGGACUUUGCUGAGCUGUCUGUGAUGGGGGACUGGCAGGGGGGCAUUGGGAUGGGCGGGGGCUCGCGGACGGAGCUGUCGGCCGUGGACCGGCUGAAGCCAAAGUGUUCUUCCCAGGACUUCUCCAUCCGGGAGUGGAUUGCCCGCGAGCGCCACCGCACCUCCAACCCCGAGGUCAGCCUGGACUUCUCUGAACACCAUGGGGCACUGCUCCUCCUACGCAAACCCGACCCCCAGAACCCUGACCACCCUCAGGCCCAGGAGGCUCCGUCGUCAUCCCCCUCAGACCCCUUCUCACCACACCCAACUCCAGCUGAGCUGCUGAAUGGAGACGCAGGUCCCCAGAGUAAAAGCCUGAACCUGUCGGCCACUGCACACCCACACAAACUCUCUGGUGCUCAGGUGGUCCACUCUCGCUUCUACCAGUACCUGUGA